AUGCUAACCAGAACACCAACAAUGACCGAAGUGAUCAAAGUGCUGGGCACUUAUAACGGUCGUGAUAAGGCUAUGAGGUAAAGAUUGCGUUUUCCUAUAUUUUAUAUUGUUUUUGUUUAAAAAACACAUAUAUUAAACUGUUCAACAAAUUCUGCGCUUUUUUUAAAAAAAAUUGAAGUGUUAGGGGGCUCAGAAUUAUUUGGACGGCUUAAUAUCUUAAAAUGUCACAAAAAAGUGUUUUGUCUUUAGACUUUAACAGGUUCGUAAAGCCUUAUCCUCUGCCCUCUCAGGGCCAUGCUGAUAAAAAACGGCAAAAAAUUGAUUUUUUAAAAAAUUUUUAAUUUUUUUAAUACUUUAUUUUGAAAUUUUGAAAUUUUCUUCAUAUUUCAAAUUUCAGAACCCUAGGCUUUGGCAUAUUUUUAAUCUCGAACAAAAUCAAGAACGUUGAAUUCUCAAAGAACCUCAAACUAUUGGCCGCUCAGAUUAGCAAAGCCAGGCUGGUUUCGCGUCAGUUCAGCCAUAUUCCAUUGUUUUAUGGUACUAUGAAUCUGUGGAAGGUGUUUCAACAGUCUCCAGAUCAAGUGGAGACCGGUCUUAGUUUGUUCACAAUGGUCGGCUACUGCUUGUAUGCCAUCUUUGAGUUUGGUGAGUUGAGACUUGAUUUUUAUAUUUAAGCCUAAAAUUUAACCUUAAAGUAUGAAAUAUAAUUUUUAAGCUAAAAAACACAUUUUUAAACAUAAAUUUUAUUUUUAGGCUUACUUUUUUUAUUAUUAAGCCUAAAAGGUUAUUUUUAAGCCUAAAGUGUCUUUUUUAAAUUUAAAUUUUUAUUUUUAAGUUUAAUUUAUAUUUUGAAGCCUAUGUUUUGUGCUUGAGCAUAAGGUUUUAUUUUUAAGCCUAAAAUUUAUUUUUAGAUUUAAGUUUCUAUUAUUGAGCCUAUAAUUUCAUCUCAAACUUCAAUUUUUUAAAAAUUUCAUUUUAAUGUUGAAAAACACUUAUCCUAUCUAAUACAACUUUUUUCAGGCUGCUGGCUAAACGAAGCCAAUAUCAUAGCGAUUAGUCGAGAAAACUGGUACAGAUAUGCCAUCUUCAGUUGGGUGUCAGCACUAGUAGCCUCGCUAAUCCAAAGUCUUCGCAAAAUCUUUAUAAUCGAACCACUAGAAGACAAUCAUGGUGUAGUAGACAAACAGAAACAAGAACAACGAUCCAUGGAUAGAGUACUGCUACUAGGUACUAUGGCCGAUUUGGUCGCUGGCAUUGGAUUGUUACCUAAACAAAUAUUGUGGGGAGGAAAACUGACCGAACAACAAAGCUCAUUCUUCUUCUUUGUUGCUUCUGUCAUUGGAUUGUACAGAUGCUUUUAA
Molecule: messenger RNA, 1361 nt
Organism: Bursaphelenchus okinawaensis
Lineage: Eukaryota; Metazoa; Nematoda; Chromadorea; Rhabditida; Aphelenchoididae
Source: the annotation of a GenBank genome assembly